UUUAUUAACUACAAAAUUUUGGUCAAUGUGGCAACAGAGAAAACAUUUCAAAAACUAAAAAUGGGGUUAUAUUGUAAUACAUAGAAGAAAAACGCAACAAUAAAUAUGUUUUUAACACUAUAUAGAAUAAGUCGAUGUGUAAACAUAAAGAAUACCUCCCCCUCUAGUCUAAAAUCACACAAACACAACUUUUUCACGAACUCUAACCACACUUUUCAACAAAAAGUUAACAAUGCCAGUGAUACGCGAAAAAAGAACAUAAAAUCGACUUUGUACUAUGUAAUGGCAGCAGGAGUUGUGACCGCGGGUAUGAGUUACGCUGCAGUGCCUUUAUAUAGAAUGUUCUGCCAAGCUUACAGCUAUGGAGGAACAACAGCUCAGGGACACGAUGCUAGCAAAGUGGAACAUAUGAGCGCAGUGAGGAACAAACCGAUUAAAAUUAAGUUUAACGCCGACACGGCGGCGAGUAUGCGGUGGAAUUUCAAGCCCCAACAAACCGAAAUUACGGUCGUUCCAGGGGAAACUGCUUUGGCGUUUUACACGGCCAAAAACCCCACUGAUAGCCCUGUGAUUGGUAUUAGUACGUAUAAUGUGGUUCCGUUUGAGGCUGGGCAGUAUUUUAACAAGAUUCAGUGUUUCUGUUUCGAGGAGCAACAGUUAAAUCCUCAUGAACAAGUUGAUAUGCCAGUAUUUUUCUACAUAGACCCGGAAAUAAUGGACGACCCAUAUAUGGAAUAUGUGAAUGAAAUUACUUUAUCAUAUACGUUUUUUGAAGCCAAAGAUGGCCUUAAGUUACCAAUUCCAUCAUAUGUUAAGUAGUAGUAGUAAGAAAUAAAACUGUUGUUGUUGUUACAUAUGUUUAUU
Molecule: messenger RNA, 864 nt
Organism: Brassicogethes aeneus
Lineage: Eukaryota; Metazoa; Arthropoda; Insecta; Coleoptera; Nitidulidae
Source: the annotation of a GenBank genome assembly